This is a messenger RNA of Lycium ferocissimum, 773 nucleotides long. Its product is annotated as putative germin-like protein 2-1. NCBI's taxonomy places the organism in Eukaryota, Viridiplantae, Streptophyta, Magnoliopsida, Solanales, Solanaceae. The coding region runs from base 1 to 651 and encodes 216 amino acids. The record is from RefSeq and is a predicted model, not a curated record. Gene Ontology annotation, cellular component: cell wall. The transcript has 2 exons. Gene Ontology annotation, molecular function: manganese ion binding.
AUGGCUAAGCACUUUCUCCUGCUGAAUCUGAUAGCAGUCACUUUCGGCUGUGUUGUGUUAGCUUUUGAGCCAAGUCCCUUGCAAGAUUUCUGUGUGGCUGAUCCUGCUAGCCCAGCUAAGGUAAAUGGUUUAGCUUGCAAAGAUCCCAAGUCUGUUGAAGCAGAUGACUUUUUCUUCAGUGGCCUACAUUUGACUGGAAACACAUCAAACACCUUUGGUUCCAAGGUCACUCCUGUUAAUGUAGCUCAAUUACCAGGACUUAACACUCUUGGUAUCUCACUAGCUCGUGUCGACUAUGCACCAUGGGGAAUUAAUCCUCCUCACACUCACCCAAGAGCUACUGAGAUACUCACAGUCCUAGAAGGUUCUCUUCAAGUUGGUUUUGUAACUUCAAAUCCUGAAAAUCGCCUUAUUACUAAGGUCCUUAAAAAAGGCGAUACGUUUGUUUUUCCUAUUGGACUUGUUCACUACCAACGCAACGUGGGAUACGGAAAUGCUGUUGCUAUUGGUGCUUUGAGUAGUCAGAAUCCUGGUGUUAUAAGCAUUGCUAAUGCUGUUUUCGGAUCGGAGCCAGUUAUAUCAACAGAUGUUCUUGCCAAGGCUUUUCAAGUUGAUGACACUGUUGUUGCUCAGAUCCAAUCAAAGUUCUAAAUCACAAAGUUAACUUACAAAUAGACUUAUGGAAGCUUGAGAGUGUUUGUUUUUUGUUUUGUGUGUGAUGAUAAAGGAGUGAGACAUUUAUUUGUUUACUGUGUGAUUCAUUAACAGAUAGU